UCAUGAACCUCUCUCAUCCAUUUUUUUCUUUCUUCCAUUUAUUUAAUAUAAAAAGUCCUUUAUCUCUCCUCAUGACCAGGUCAUGGGUCAACCAAUGGCCACACUCUAACAAUGCUUCAAUCCAUUUCACUCCAAGUAAGUCAAGCUAGGCCCAAUGAAAUGAACAAUGAUGCCCAAAACCAAGGUGUUGACACUUGACACAACCCAAAGCGGCACCGCCGCGCCUUUUCUUCUGUUCGCGUAUCUUCUUCUGCUAGUCGAACACGCAUCACCGCAUCACAAACACUACUCCCAAAUUUCACAAUUCUUAACCUCUUCCCCAUUUUUCUCUAACUAACUUCCUUUCUCUCUCUUCCUCAUCUUCGCCCAACAAUGGCGAUUUCUUCAUUGCGUCGUCUUUUACAUCACCUAGAUAAGCACAUGGUAAAGAAACAUGAAUCAUAUGGAAUGCUCGUGUAUGGCGCUCUUACCAGGUUUCGAUCACUAUCUUCAAAGUCUGAAAGCAAAGGUUCAUAUGAGGCACCGAAGAGGUCUGAGCUCAUUGAUAAGACAGAUUAUGAUCGCACACUUGGAAAGUAUAGCUCUGAUGACGAUGAACUGAAUGAUAAUACACGAAAGUCGGAACUUGCAUGGCUUACGAAGGCACUUGAACCUGCACUACAACUUUGUAGGUGGGCUUUCCCAGGAAAUGGCUCUGAAAGUAAGCCUCCACCCAGUAGUCGUUCAAUCGCUGAAAUUGUUGCUAGUAUCCAGAGAAGUAAGACUGGAUUACAAGACUGGAGCCUCUCUGAUCUCACAAUUGGACUGUACCUUGUUUAUCUUCGUCAAGCAUCUGCAGCUCCACUUGUAGAUGUUAAGGGUGUUCAAAUCACCUCAGAAUCCGUGGUACAAGAUCUUAUAUAUCACUUGGAAUUAGCUAGAGGAUCAUAUAGGGGCACCCCUGCAGGCCUCGCCAGGCAAAGCAUGCUUCGAGAAAGCAACAUCCUGAAAUUCAUCAGUAAUUCGAGCGUGAUGAGACCUGGCUAUUACAUCGGUAUUGAUCCUCGCAGAAAACUUGUAAUUCUUGGCAUCCGUGGAACUCAUACAGUAUAUGACCUUGUAACUGAUAUUGUGUCAACAAGUGAUGGAGAUGUCACCUUUGAAGGCUAUUCAACCCACUUUGGUACUGCUGAGGCUGCUCGCUGGUUUCUGAAUCAUGAGAUGGGAACAAUAAAGAGGUGUUUGCAUAAACAUGAGGGUUUUAGGUUACGGUUGGUGGGGCAUUCUCUUGGAGCUUCUACAGCUUCUUUAUUGGCAAUGAUGCUUCGUCAAAAAUCAGCCACAGAGCUGGGAUUUGAUCCCAGUACUGUAACUGCUGUUGGAAUUGCUACUCCUCCUUGUGUGUCCAAAGAACUUGCUGAAAGCUGUUGUGAUUAUGUCAGCACGGUUGUGAUGCAGGACGAUGUUGUUCCUAGGCUAAGUGUCGCUUCUUUGGCAAGACUGAGGAAUGAAAUCAUUCAAACUGACUGGAUGAGUGUCUUGAAGAAGGAAGAUUAUAAAAGUGUGAUGGAAUUUUUCACAAAUGCAAAACAGGUCAUGUCUUCUGUACAAGAUGUAGCUCGGAAAGUGGCUGACUAUGCAAAUUUUAGAAGCAGGACCAACAACUCUGGUAUAUUGACAAGUGAGGAUUCACUUGCUGGAGCCGAUGGUCCGCCAGUCUCCAAGCCAACUGCUGUUAUCAGGGACAAAGAUGCUGUUAUCAGGGAUAAAGAAAAUGCUGCUCUGAUGCAUGAAGAAUUGUUUGUCCCAGGAACUGUUUACUAUCUAAAAAGAAAUACUGAUGGCCAAAACAGCAGCAGCAACGGAAGCAAAGCGAAAGAGUACUUCACGCUCUGGAAAUGGCAUCCUGGGCAGCAUUUCCAGGAAAUUUUACUCUCGAGCAAUUUAAUUUCAGAUCACAAAUGCGAAAGCCACUAUUAUGCUCUCAGAGAUGUAAUCAAAGGCUUGCCUGGAUCAUCCAGUGAUGAAGGUAUUUUUUAACAACUUAAUCCUGGGUAUAAUAAUGAGUCAUGCCUUGUGUAAAUAGUUGUAGCAAUUGUACAAGGUCCAACAAUUGUCAAUUUUGGGAAAUUUGGUUGAUAAAAUUAUCAUACCUAAUGAUCAGAUUUUGAUUUUUUGCUGCCGUGGCCUGAAUAGGAUUGUUAUUCUAAUGUAAGAAUAAUGCCACUAUUCCCUUGUGUAAAGGUUUGUUAUUUCGUCCUAAAUUAAGAAAUAAAGACUUGGUAGAGGUGAGGUUUCGUAUAUUUAGACCUUGUUGGUUUUACUAGCUAGAAAGAGUCCGGCGGGUUGCUGGAAAUAGUUCGAGGACUGGUUUUCCGAUUAUAGAUAGGUGGUUCCAUCCAGUUUUCUCGUCUUUUCUACCAGUACUCCAGUUUUGCUGCUUGCCUUUA
Chenopodium quinoa (quinoa) is the source of this 2429-nucleotide messenger RNA. RefSeq lists its product as uncharacterized. NCBI's taxonomy places the organism in Eukaryota, Viridiplantae, Streptophyta, Magnoliopsida, Caryophyllales, Amaranthaceae. Bases 373 to 2019 code for a protein of 548 amino acids. Gene Ontology annotation, biological process: lipid metabolic process. The transcript is spliced from 8 exons. The record is from RefSeq and is a predicted model, not a curated record.